GAGAGUUUUGUCCUAUACAGGAGGAUCAAGAAAAGGAAAGAUGGAUAUAGAAAUUGUAAAUCUGCAAUGGUUUAAGAUGCCAAACAUCCGGCAACUUCGUAAGAGGGAGAGGACCACCAGGAAGUGGACCCAGGAGUCCAUGGCGCAGGCCCAAGAAGAGGCGAAAGCAGGCAGGCUCAAUGUACGGCAGGCAGCCCAGGAGUUUGGGGUCCCAAAAACCAGCCUGAGUGACCGAGUCAGUGGAAGGGUGUCCUCUGAUUGUGUCCCGGGUCAGAGGACUCUCCUCACCCCUGCAGAUGAGGAUUCCCUGGUGGAGUACCUCUUGUACUCUGCCAGUCAUGGGUUUCCACUGACGAAGCCUCAGGUCCUGGCCCACGCUCUGGCCAUCUACAACCUCCGCCACCAGGCAGCCCCCAAGACCGGGCUUGGCCAGACGUGGUGGAUCAACUUCAGGGAGCGGCACCACCAUCGCCUGACUGCCCGGACCCCAGACAUAAUUGACCGUGGUAGAGCAUCUUGCGCCAAGAGGGGGCCAAUAGAGGAGUAUUUUAAGCUCCUCACUACCAUCAUGGAGGAGCACGGGUUGAGGGAGAAACCCCGUCAAGUUUACAACUGUGAUGAGACGGGGUUUCAGCUGGAUGCUACCAGAAGGAAGGUCAUUGUGCCCCGGGGGACAAAACACAGGGACCACAUCACCGUCCUGGCCUGCCUUAACGCGGCUGGGGAGGAUAUCCCCCCUUUCAUCAUCUACAAGGGGGAAUAUCCAGGGGGCCCCUACAAUAAAGAGGGGGUUCCCAAUGCCCUCUACGGGAAGUCGCCAGCAGGGUACAUGGACAGUGAGCUGUUCAGGAAGUGGUUUGUCGAGCACUUCCUGAAGUUUGCCAGUCAGGAGCGCCCGCUGCUGCUCAUACUGGAUGGACAUCAGUCCCACCUUGAUCCAGAGCUGGUCCGGAUGGCACAGAGGGAGGGAGAUCUGUCGGCAGUGAGCCACUCCUUCUUGGUUUCUAAGAAGGAGUUUUCAAGGGUCUUAAGAGACUCCUACCAGAGGGUGAAGGAUCGGAGAGUGGUGGUGGCUGGGUUCAGGAGGUGUCUACCCUCUGGACCCACUGGCCAUUGA
Messenger RNA from Hypomesus transpacificus, 1117 nucleotides. RefSeq lists its product as uncharacterized. The transcript has 3 exons. The record is from RefSeq and is a predicted model, not a curated record. Gene Ontology annotation, molecular function: DNA binding. Gene Ontology annotation, cellular component: nucleus. Bases 41 to 1117 code for a protein of 358 amino acids. Lineage: Eukaryota; Metazoa; Chordata; Actinopteri; Osmeriformes; Osmeridae.